AUGAAGUUUACCACUGCCGUUUCCGCCUUCGUGCUUGCUGGCUCCGUUCACGGCCAGAACUGGCUACAGAACGCCCUGAAUUCCUGCCUGCAGUCGGAGCAGGAAUGCCAGGCCAAGCUGGGCAGCCAGAUGGCGUACCAGGACAUUGUUUGCCCCGACCAGAGCGGUGUUUUCCGUGCCGCUGGCGACGAACUUUGGAGAGUGUGGUGCGAUCAGAAGAGCGAAAGGGGCAGCGAGAUUUCAGUCGUCUCCGCUACCUCUAACCAUGACUGCCUGGACAAGUGCGACCAGGUCAAGGUGUGUUCCAGUGGUGAUUAUGAAAUUGCUACGGGGCGCUGCAGGCUCCUGGAGGGCGGCGUCAAAGUCGUCGGUCCCUUCUAUGACGGGUACCGUGUGCCUGCACCGGGGUUCAUUGCUUUCAACCAUGUUGGCCGAAUGGAUAAGAUUAAUUAG
Molecule: messenger RNA, 453 nt
Organism: Aspergillus campestris IBT 28561
Lineage: Eukaryota; Fungi; Ascomycota; Eurotiomycetes; Eurotiales; Aspergillaceae
Exons: 3
Coding region: 1-453 (150 amino acids)
Source: RefSeq, a predicted model, not a curated record